Molecule: messenger RNA, 4716 nt
Organism: Menidia menidia (Atlantic silverside)
Lineage: Eukaryota; Metazoa; Chordata; Actinopteri; Atheriniformes; Atherinopsidae
Source: the annotation of a GenBank genome assembly
AUGUCCAAUAAGGAAGUGAAAGCCGCACUUAAAUGUGCCAGAGAGGCCAUUAAAAACAAAGAAUUCAAAGAGGCCCUGAAGCAUUGCAAGACGGUUUUGAAACUUGAGAAGACCAAUUACAAUGCAUGGGUUUUCAUCGGCCUGGCUGCCAGUGAAUUGGAGCAACCAGAUCAAUCCCAGACGGCUUACAAGAAAGCAGUGGAGCUGGAGCCGGAGCAGCUGCUGGCCUGGCAGGGUUUAGCAAAUCUUUAUGAAAAGACAGAUCAGUGGGAUUUCAAAGUUGAGCUGCCAAAUGUCUACCAGAAGCUUGUCGACCUGUAUGGAAGUUCGGAUAAGAUCAAAUGUUAUGAAGUGAUCCAAAAGCUGUCCGAUAUUUAUCAGUCUGAAAAGGAAUAUUUAAAGUUGGCAAAGGUGUGGCUGCAGCUGGUUCAGCUAAAGGAGGAAGAGGCUGUGGAUAAGAAAGAGUUGGUGCAGCUUUUGCAACAGAUGACCCAGCUUCUCUCAAACUGCUUUGAUGAGGGAGAACAAGACAAUGAAACUCAGCAGCAUUUGAUUAUGGCUUUAGAGAAGACCUUGGCUCUCAUGGAACCUGUUCCAGGAGAAGGACACCAGAAGGUCUCAGCUGACUACAUUAGAUGUCUUUCUAAACUGCCACACGAGGAGGCCAAAAUGAAAGAGGCAUGUAAGUCCAUGCUGUCCCUCUACCCCAACCGGAGUUAUCCACUUGAGAUCCUUUGUGGCCAUUACAUCAAAACAGGUAACAUGGAUGAGGAUGCAGUCCGCUGCUUCUCCCAGCUCCUGGAUCUGGUUCCUAAGAGUGGAUUAGGGCACUUGGGUCUGGGUACCAAGGCAUUGCAAGAAGGGAGGUAUAAGGAAGCUGUUAACGAACUAGAACAAGGACUAAAGACAACUAGCUCAUCGGCAGGAUGGUACAGUCUGGCUGAGGCUCAAGUGAAAGUGCACAGAUACACAGAUAGCGCUGCAUCAUGUUCCCAAGGUUUGAACACAUGUACUGCUGAAGAUGGGAAGCUGAGGAUCAAACUGCUCCGGCUGAGGCUAGAGUCCUUAGUGAGAAGUGGAGACAAGAAGUCCGCUGAUGAGGCUUUGGAGAUAUUUUCACAGAUUCCCGAAGCUGAAAAAGACCCGGUGCUGUUAGCUCUCAAAGGACGUGCAUACCUCAACAAGGGAAAGAUUGAUCAAGCACUCAAGUUGUCAUCAGAGCUGGUGGCCUCCAAUCCAAACCUGGCUCAUGGAUUGGCAUUAAGAGGACUGGUACAUUUAGCUGAAGGCCAGCAGCAGCUGGCAGAGCAAAGUUUUCUAAAGGCUGCAGACCAGAGCCCAGGCAGCGCAGAUUAUUUUUUUAUGCUCGGCAAACUUUACUGGGACAUGGGGGAAGAGACCCGUAACGACCGGAGCAAAGCUCACACACACUUCUUAAAGGCUGCGAAGUUAGAUCCACAGCUCGGCUCUGCGUUCCGCUACCUUGGGCAUUACUACCGGGAGGUGGCAAAUGAUCGUGGCCGUGCACAGGGCUGUUAUAAGAAAGCCUUUCAGCUGAAUGAUGAGGAUGAGGAGUCCGGAGCCACUUCGGUGGACCUCAGUAUGGAGCAGGGGGAUAUGGACACCGCCUUAACCACUCUUCAGUCAGUGAUAGAGAAAGCCACUCCAGGCUCUGCCAAAUGGGCCUGGAUAAGGCGAGGUCUGUACUACCUGAAGGCUGGAGAUCAUCAACAGGCGACAGCAGAUUUGCAGGCUGCUCUGAGAGCAGACCCUGAGGACUGGGUGUGUUGGGAGUGUUUAGGUGAAGCGUACCUAAACCGGCGGAGCUUCACAGCAGCUCUGAAGGCUUUUGGCAAGGCCCACCAGCUUCAGCCCAGCUCCAUCUACAGCGUCUACCAGGCAGCUGCCAUCAAACAGACUCUGGGCAGGUUUAAAGAGGCAGUUGCAGAGUAUCUCCAAAUCACAGCACAGCAGGACUACGUUCCUGCCCUUAAAGGCCUUGGGGAGUGCCAGCUGUCUCUGGCAAAAGGCUUAAUGAAUGACUGCCGGGAUGGAGGAGCCAUUGACCUCAUACAGCAAGCCAUUCAAAACCUCUUCAGGGCUGUGAAACUGCGACCAGACCUGUCAUGUCUGUGGAAGCUGCUUGGAGAUGCUUGUACUGCAGUUAGCUCCGUUUCACCAAACAGAGCCCAGGUUCUGGUGCCGGCACUACUGGCCGGUUUGGACGCAAGCUCACAGAGUCAAAAACUCAGCCAGGCUCAAACGCUCAAAGUUGGCGAAAGGUGCUAUGCUCAUGCUCUGAAGAUGUUGCCUGAGGUUCCCAGCCUUUGGAAUGAUCUGGGACUCAACUAUUACCACCAGGCCAACCUUCAAACUUGCCACACAGAGGGAGACGAGAGCCAUUCGUCUCAGGAACUUGAGAAGGCCCAGCAGUGUUUGAAAAAGGCUAUCAUGAUAGACAGCUGUAACCAUAUCUACUGGAAUGCCCUGGGGGUGAUUUCUAUGAACAAAGGUCUGGAGAACUAUGCUCUGGCUCAGCAUUGCUUCAUAAAGUCCAUACAAGUUGAGCCAAAUAAUGUUGUCGCAUGGACAAACCUUGGUACCCUGUAUUUGAAGAAGGACAACAUAGGGCUUGCACAUGAGGCCUUCAAGAUUGCUCAGUCUUUGGAACCAUUGUAUGUCAACUGCUGGAUUGGACAGGCGCUGAUAGCUGAAAGCGUGGGAAGCUACGACACCAUGGAUCUUUUCAGGCACACCACUGAACUCAGCACACACAUGGAGGGAGUGAAAGGCUACGCCUUCUGGGUCUGUUCCACCCUGCUGGAUAAGAGCAACAGAGACUCUGAACUGUACCGCUACAACAUUGUGCAGAUGAAUGCCGUCUCUGCUGCUCAUGUGGCGCUCAGCAAGUACACGGAGAGGAUCCAGUCUGACCCCGUGGCCUUCAUUAUGCUGGGUUACCUUAAUGAGCAUCUGCAGCUUAAGAGACAGGCCUUACAGGCAUACCAGAGGGCGGUGGAACUGCUGCGGCCCAUGACUUCUCCAGAGGAGCUGGCUUUUGCUCUUGCCAACUACGGCCGGGCUUUGUGUAACUCGGGCCAAUGGGAGGAGGCGGUACAUGUUUUUAACUCUACUCCUCUGCAGGAGCUCUGCGACCUGGCUGGGCUGGCUCUGGCUUACUGCAGGGCUGGACUCUUCCAAGAAAGCACCGCUGCGUAUGAACGGGCCUUGGCCGUGGCGUCCAGUGAGAAGGAUAAGGCGUACAUAUUGACCGCUCUGGCUCUGCUGCAGCACCGGCAGGGAAACCUGGACUCAGCCAAAACUCUGCUUUUUAAAUGUUCUGUGUUAAAGGAGCCCAUCUCGGAGUCCCUGCUGUGCUUAUGUGCUCUUGGGUUGGUCCGGGGGGAUGCCACACUAGCUGCUGCUGCCCUGACUGAGCUGCUAAAGCAAGGUUCAGCCUCUGGGAGUGUUGUGGAGCAGCGGUGCUUACUUACAUGCACCUUAUUGGCUCUUCAGGGCAAUUAUAGUGCUGUCCAAAGAGAGGCCUCCAGAGCUGUACACAGAAAUCCUGGAAACCCAUCUCUCUGGGCUCUUUUAUCCAGAGUGAUACCACAAUACUACCCUAGAAAGGCAAAUGGUGGUGCCGUAGCUGGCCAUGUGGCCUGUCUCUCCAGUAUGACCCAAGGAAAGAAAGCAUUGCUGUACAGUGGAGUGAACCAGCUGGCUAAUGGGAGACAUUCUGGAGAGGACAGUCGCAGAAAUGCCCUGAAAACUAUGCAGAGAGCCGUGCUGCUCUGUCCCGAUGACCCGGCCACUUGGGCGGGCUUAAUGGCCGCUUGCCACACUGAAAACACUUGCUGCUACCUUUCCGGCUCUGCUCCCCGCAGGCGGUCACUACAGCACACCCUCAUGUCAGUGGUUUCUGAGAAAGUGCGUAGCGUGGCGGAGAUAGAGCGCCCUCUGGACCAGUCUCUGGAAGGCUGGGUCCUGCAGCAGGCCGUGACUGGGCUGACCCUGGAGGGACAGCUGGAGCAGGCAGAGGCCCUCUGCACCCAGGUUCUCAGUGUGUCCCCUGAACUCCCAGCAGUGAUGCUGUUACUGACACAGGUGCAGUACCAUCGUAUACUCAUGGAAAACAGUGGCGUGGUCCUCUCAGAGCCUGUACUGGAGCAGCUCAACAAAGCUGUGAUAAUGAACCCAUCAAACAUCGGGGCAUGGCACUGGCUGGCUGAGGUGUAUCGUAGCCAGGGCCUGCUGGUCCAGGCGGUAAUGGCUUACCGACAGAGUCUGCAGCUAGCCUCACAGCUGGGCCUGCACAGCUGCCAGGCAGCCAGCCUGCUUCGACUCGCUGCGCUGGCUCUUGGACCCUGUAUGGCAGGUGUCCCCAGAAACGACUGGAUGGACCUGGUGAUGGAAGCCACUACGGAGGUUUUGAAGCUGGGCUCGUCCCCAGUGGCCCUUCUUUUCCAGGCAUUGCUGCAGUACGUGACGAAGAUGCCUGCAAGGGAAACCAGGCGUCUGCUGGAGCGGCUGGUGUUUGUUCCGUCUCAGGACUUCCCAGUGACCGUGGUGCAGGUAGCCAGCUGGUACCUCCUCAGACAUUUGCAUGCCAAAAACGACCAGGAACUCAUCAAUGUCCUUUUGCAACAUGCUAAAACGAUUAAAGAUCAAAGACUACUGGAACUGCAUUCACUUCUUUCCUCCUCUUCCACUUGA